AUGGCAAAAUACAUGGAAUUAUUGGAUGCAGGUGUCAGAAUAGCUGCAAGGUUUCAUUCCCACUGCCCACAAACUGCAAGAUUGUAUUACCAUCCUCCGGCAAGUCAAGAUGGUGGUCACCACCACCAUGAACGGUCCUCCCACAACCACCCUCUUGAUGGGUUUUUGGGUCGCGGCAUUACUGAUGAUUCGGCAGCUUUGAUGGGACGUUUUGGCUCCAAGGCUGGUGGUUCUGGGAUGAAUGAUUCUACUGAUUUUAUUCUUUACACUGUUGUCUCGUGA
This is a messenger RNA of Coffea eugenioides, 282 nucleotides long. RefSeq lists its product as uncharacterized. Bases 1 to 282 code for a protein of 93 amino acids. The record is from RefSeq and is a predicted model, not a curated record. The transcript has a single exon. NCBI's taxonomy places the organism in Eukaryota, Viridiplantae, Streptophyta, Magnoliopsida, Gentianales, Rubiaceae.